AUGUGUAGUUCUACAAAUUGCGAUGAGUCAACGACAAUCAAACCUGAGAUGCGAGAGCGGCAGAUACAGGAGGGCUUGAUUGGACUCAUGAAGAGUUCCACUGGCCUGGAGAAUUCGAGGAUCAUUUUGGAGCAGGACCUCAGAGAACUAUGGACGCAAGACGGAAACGACGACUUCUACAAGACCAAAUCAUGGUACAGCGGCAACAUCAACAGCAAAUUUAUGUCUGAGAACUUCCUCAAGAUCUUGUCCAUCUUAGUUCUGCUGAACUUUCGGAACUGGGAGAGUUUCAAGACAAUGUUCAUCGAUACUGAGAGGCGUACCGACAAUGACCUUCCAUUCGACCGGAAAGAGCUGCAAGCGACUGAGUGGCUUGGUCCGAGAGAUGGUGAUGAGUUUUUCCAGAAGCAGUGGAUAUUCUGUCCCUUCGUAAUCAUCGAAAGGCAGAAGCCGUACGAUGAAACUGAGCUCCAAAUGGAGCGACGCAUGCCAUUCAUUCAGAAACGGCAACCGAUUGGUGAGGGUGCAUCAGCUGAAGUCUACAUGGAGGUGGUUGCUCCUUACUAUCUGGAGUACAAUCCAACUCCUACGAGGAAGGCUAUAAACAAAACAGCCAAGGCUGUUGCUUGCAAAGUUGUUCUCGACAAGAAUGUGGAUUCGAUAGAGUUCCAAAAUCUCGUCUCUCUCCGAAAAUGCCUCAGCAACCACUCGCGCAUCAUGGUCAAUAUUGCCACUUUCAUCCGACAAGAGUCUGCUGGGAAGAUACACCACAUCUUACAUCGACUCGAAAGUGCAGGGGUCGGAAGAAAUGGAUCCAGCGGCUAUUGGGCAGCAGAUCUGAUUCGGGAGAUCUAUACUCUGGCUGAUGCUCUCGAAUUUCUACAUGAAGGACUGUACGGGAGCAAUAAAAUGCGCUGCGCGCAUAACGACUUGAAGCCGGAGAAUAUCUUGAUCUUCUUUCCAGACUCCUCAGAUGCUGAGGAACAGUACCCAGUGGGCCAGUGGAAGAUCGCGGACUUUGGAAUCUCCAAAAUCCAACAGGGCAAGACGCGGACAUCACAGUCAAAGGCGAUCAUCGACAAUCACGCACCGCUCAAGGAGAAGAAUGAGUCUUUGAAAUGGAUUGGAGACUGCGUCAAUAUCAUCCAAAGCAUCCUCAGCCCCGCGGAAUCACGCCACCGGCCCGAAGCUAAGGUUAUUCGCGACGAGCUUCAAAAGGUCCACGAAGACAUGUUGAAUCAUAAGACCGAAAUUUGCUCUCCUCCCGACGGCCUUGGUAUCUCUAUUGUGGUUUCUUGGAGUCGAGAUAGGUCGCCUUCGACUGCCUCCAACUUAUCUCAGAGCCCGGAACUCAUUAACGCAUUGCCAGCCACGUCUCAAUAG
Messenger RNA from Lasiodiplodia theobromae, 1383 nucleotides. Its product is annotated as Ankyrin repeat protein. NCBI's taxonomy places the organism in Eukaryota, Fungi, Ascomycota, Dothideomycetes, Botryosphaeriales, Botryosphaeriaceae. The coding region runs from base 1 to 1383 and encodes 460 amino acids. Gene Ontology annotation, biological process: mitotic DNA damage checkpoint signaling; protein phosphorylation. The record is from RefSeq and is a predicted model, not a curated record. Gene Ontology annotation, cellular component: nucleus. The transcript is spliced from 4 exons. Gene Ontology annotation, molecular function: ATP binding; protein serine/threonine kinase activity.